Messenger RNA from Effrenium voratum, 164 nucleotides. NCBI's taxonomy places the organism in Eukaryota, Dinophyceae, Suessiales, Symbiodiniaceae. The record is from the annotation of a GenBank genome assembly.
AUGUUGGAGUUUGCGAAGCAGCGGCGAGGUUGUUGGAGUUUCACUGUGCCAGAUCCGGUGGUGUCCAGGUCAGACCUGGCAGUUCUCAGACACGCAGUCGCAAGGUGCUCUGGCUUCAUUUUGAACAGGAGGCUGAUGAGGAUUCGAAUCUUGACAAAUUCUAG